This is a messenger RNA of Acaulospora morrowiae, 497 nucleotides long. The record is from the annotation of a GenBank genome assembly. Lineage: Eukaryota; Fungi; Glomeromycota; Glomeromycetes; Diversisporales; Acaulosporaceae.
AGAUUCUAUUUCGUCAGAUUCGUCACAGGGAACUGGCGCGGCUUUGUUCUUUUCAGUUCCUAACUUACAGCCAGAAGCCGAAAUCCUUGAAUCUAUAUCAUUACAAACUUCACAUGUUCAACAUUAUAACCAAUAUGACGAAGAAGACGAAUACCAAGGAUCCGAGCCUGAAGCCGCAUUCUUAGCAGGUGUCCCAAAUGAAAGUGGCCAAAAUAAACAGACACCGGCAGACAUAUAUCAGGAUACACCUAUACAUAUACCUAGAGUAUCAAACAAUUCUCUCAUCGAAGGACUCCUCCCCUCUACUUCCAUCCCUCCAAAAUUGUCGUCCGGAAUUGCACACCGUAAAUUUAGAGAUCCAUUUUUUUCGGUCUUAUUCAUUCUAGGAUCAGUAGCAAUGAUCAUAAGUGGCAUAGUAUUAUUGUGCACGACCAGUUCAUCUCCAUUAAAAGACUAUCAAGGUGGAUCGGUAUUCUUUGCCAUUCGAGACAGCACGG